Molecule: messenger RNA, 1531 nt
Organism: Cucurbita maxima (winter squash)
Lineage: Eukaryota; Viridiplantae; Streptophyta; Magnoliopsida; Cucurbitales; Cucurbitaceae
Product: transcription initiation factor TFIID subunit 15-like
Exons: 8
Coding region: 146-1357 (403 amino acids)
Molecular function (GO): RNA binding
Source: RefSeq, a predicted model, not a curated record
CCCGGUUCACUCCCAUCAAACUCGGGACGGAGAAAAAAAAAAAAUAAAAAAAAUAACAGACAGUGCAGAAAUCAAAGUCUGAGAUUGUCGAAGCCUCAGCACCGAACUCAGAUCUUAAUAUUGAUUUCAUGAAAGUUGGUGAAUAAUGGCAAGCUAUGCGGGUAAAGGAGCCCUCUCCAAUGGAUCUGUUUACAUCUGCAACCUGCCCAUUGGGACUGAUGAGAAUAUGCUUGCUGAAUAUUUUGGUACAAUUGGGUUAUUGAAGAAAGACAAGCGAACAGGUAGACCGAAAAUCUGGUUGUAUCGUGAUAAAUCGACGAAUGAGCCUAAAGGAGAUGCUACUGUGACAUAUGAGGAUCCACAUGCAGCUUUAGCGGCUGUUGAAUGGUUUGACAAUAAGGAUUUUCAUGGUAACAUCAUUGAAGUUCAUAUAGCUGAGUCCAAAAGUAAAGAUGAUGUCUCGUUUAAUGUGGGGGUCGAUCCGAUUGUUGUUGGUGAUACUCUUGAUUUUGAGGAAAAUGUUGGGGAUGGUAUGAACGGGGGCGGUGGAAGGGGGAGAGGUCGCGGUGAUGCUCCUCCAGGAAAAGCAUGGCAACAAGAGGGAGAUUGGCUGUGUCCAAAUACAAGUUGUACCAAUGUUAAUUUUGCAUUUCGUGGUGUGUGUAACCGGUGUGGAAGUGCCCGACCUUCUGGUGCUGCUGGCAGUGGUGCAGGCUCUAUAGGUCGUGGCAGGGGCCGUGGCACUGGCAACCAGGAAUCAGGAAGCAAUAGUCGUCCAGUUGGUGGCCCUACUGGUCUUUUUGGUCCAAAUGACUGGCCGUGUCCAAUGUGUGGUAACAUCAAUUGGGCAAAGCGCUCGAAAUGCAAUAUUUGUAACACAAACAAACCGGGUCACAAUGAGGGUGGCGUGAGAGGAGGGCGCGGUGGAGGUUACAAAGAACUUGAUGAAGAAGAGUUGGAGGAGAUUAAACGACGUCGGCGUGAAGCUGAAGAAGAUGAUGGUGAGAUGUAUGAUGAGUUUGGAAACCUUAAGAAGAAGUUUCGUGCUAAAUCCCAGCAAAUGGAAGCCGGUCAGAUAAUACCAGGUGCUGGGCGGGCUGGAUGGGAAUUCGAAGAACUAGGUGUAGUUGAGAAGGAUAGAAGGGAGAGAAGUAGAGACCAAGGAAGGGAAUGGAAUGACCGAGACCGAGACCGAGAUGGUAGCAGAAAUAAAGAAAGAGAACCUAGGGAAAGACAUCGGAGUCGAAGCAGAGAGCGGGACAGGGGUCGAGAUCGUGAUCGAGAUCGAGAGUAUGAUUUCGAGCGAGAUAAAGAACAUGGGAGGGAGAAGGAGCACCGGAGCAGGCACCGGUAUUGAAGACCUUGGAUUAAAACUUAUUGGCAGAACCUGGUGGGUCUCAUUUUUUAUGAAAGAUAUUCUAUUUUUGGUAUUAUUGUGAUUACAUCUUCUUGGCGCUUUUAAGAAUUCUAUGAGAAUACGAAUUGAAUUUGCAAAGCACUUGGAAUUGUUUGGCUGCCUUUUCACCACCAA